Molecule: messenger RNA, 884 nt
Organism: Spodoptera frugiperda (fall armyworm)
Lineage: Eukaryota; Metazoa; Arthropoda; Insecta; Lepidoptera; Noctuidae
Exons: 2
Coding region: 144-719 (191 amino acids)
Source: RefSeq, a predicted model, not a curated record
AUGUCAAAACAUGAAAAAACAACAUCCAAAAUUUUAAUGUCAAAAUGAUCCAUAAAACUGAGAAGCGAACGUUAUCCAUGAAUCGUUUUUAUAGUUAUUUACAAGGAGUUUAUUAAGUAUUUAUUUCUUCAGUAGAAGAAAACAUGGAAGACAAUGUGACGGCUGAACCUAACACAUUUAAAUUUCCAUCAGCAAUCAGACUUGACUCUCCUCCAACACCAGAUGCAAUAUCAGUUUGUCGAUGCUUGAUAAGCGGCGGUGACUCUCCCAAAGAAAUCGAAGUACCAUGGCGCAAACAGAAGAUAUUUUCUGCAGUUUCAAGAACAGAAAAUUAUUUGCGCGAACGCCGUAUUCCUGAGCUCAUAAGGUUCUUAAUGGCUAAGGUCCUAGCCAGCAAUUCCGACAAUCCAGUCGCCUACGUCAAAGAGCUUCUAGAUGAAUGUAUGAUAUUCCGAGCCGGAAUCGGCUAUGCUCCUGUUUUGUUUGAACAGAGACACUUAGAAGCAGUUGUGAAAAGUUUUGAUCCAUCCGGUCGUGGCUGGGUGACUACUGGGCAAGUCCGAAGGGCCUAUUACACGCUGGGCCUUCCCCCGCCGGAGCCGAUCCCAGAAAGAAUAGCAACCGCUGAACUGUUAGAGGAUUUGAAAGAAACUCAAGAGAGAGAACUUCUCGAGCUAUUGUCUGCUGGGAUAGAUAAACAGGAAUAUCAAAAUAUCUAAAAAGCUAUACCUUCCAUAGUGUUAAACGUCAUAUUUCAGUCAUAAUGUAUUCCAUUGUUAGCCUUAUUUACUUUUAUAUAGGCAGUUUUCGUGUUACUUAUAACCUAAUUUUACUAACGCUAUUUAGUUCGGUAUUUCUUAGUUAAUAUAUGAUGUUUAAUUUUA